This is a messenger RNA of Acaulospora colombiana, 1191 nucleotides long. The record is from the annotation of a GenBank genome assembly. Lineage: Eukaryota; Fungi; Glomeromycota; Glomeromycetes; Diversisporales; Acaulosporaceae.
AUGCCAACAAAAUUUUAUGACAAACUAUCGCAAGAUUUUACAAAACUUCUUGAACUCGGUGAUGGGUAUGAUGUGAUCAUACAUGUGGGCGAUGACAAUGGGGAAGAAUGCAAGAGUAAAAUGGACCACGUUUGUGAUGACAAAGAUGAAAAAAAGAUUCAAAAGUCAUUUAAAUUACACUCUGCCAUCUUGAGAUUUAGAUCCGAGUAUUUUAAUAAAGAGUUGACGGAUCUAACGGGCCCAAGGAAUAUUCAGAAUGUGAUGGAGAUUAGGAAGAAGCAUUUCAAGCCCGAGGACCUUGAAACCUCGAGGAUUUUUGAAUUAAUGAUAACCGCUAACGAACUCUGCCUAGAAGAGUUAGUAAAUUAUCUUGAAUCCUACCUGGUGGACACCCGUGCAGAUUGGCUAUGCCUGAACUUCGCUCUAAUCCACAAUACAGGCUACCAAUCCGAAAAUUUGCUUCUAUGGGCGGAACUUGUACAAAAGUUUCCGGAGAGCGAUUUGUUAAAAUCGCCGUUCGGUUCUCCUCCGCAAAGUUCAACCCACUUAUUGCGUGUAACUUCAUCUUCGGUCAUACCACUGUACUCAGAUUCGCCACCGAUUUCGCCUCCGUUGCCUUCAUUCUCCGUAAUAAUCACCAACGAACACGCUGCACAAAUUGCCACGUGGAUUGAUCGUCGGCUCUCUACCUACACCGUGGCGAACAGUCCCUAUGAAUUUAAGUUGCUCUUGCGUGGAAGUGAACACGGAUUUAAGAAUAAAACAUUCCAUGAUAUAUGUGAUUCGCGUUCACGAACGGUGGUCAUAAUGAAGGUCAGUGGCACGAAUGAAAUAUUGGGCGGAUAUAAUCCAUUAAAAUGGAACAAUCACGUUCAAGAAAGCAAGAAUAACGUGAAGGGCAUAAAGUCAAAACAGGAUAAUUGGUCAAGUACAAAGGAUAGUUUUAUUUUCUCAUUGAGCGAAGAGAACUGUAUACUGAGUAGAGUUUCAAAUCCGGGAUACGCAUUUUAUUAUAAUGCCAGGUGGGGUCCGAAUUUUGGAAAUCAUGAUUUGAAGAUGGUUAGUAAUUACAGGAAUGGUAAGGGAAUAGGUUGUAAGCAGGUCAACUAUGAGAAGCCGAUUAGGAAGAGUAGCGAUCCAUUUUCGAUCGAUGAUUAUGAGGUGUUUCAAAUCUGUCCAAAGGGGGAAUAA